UCCUCCUUUCUUUUUCCUUUUUUUCUCUACUUUACUUCUUCAAACCCCACCAUUUAUCUCUUUUGCACUUCUAUAAACUCCAGCUUUUUAAUUUCUUCUUGUUUCUCCUUAACUCAUCAUCAUCUCGAUCCAUUAUGGCAACAAUUGACUGUUUUGAUCAAGAAAGCAGUUGUUCAUCUUCCAUAACCAUGCCUGACUCCAGCCAUAGUUGGAUGAGCUUAAAUCUUAACCUAAACCUAAGUAAUCUAAGCAUUAGUAGAAGAAGCAGUUUCUCAAGCUCCAUUUCAAUUUCUUCUCCUUCUACAAAACCCCACAAAGCCCAACAAGCAGCUUGGGAAGCCAUUAAAGGGCUUAGAAGACAAGUAGUUGGUGGUCGGGUCGGGCUCGAACACUUUCGGAUCCUUAAACGGGUGGGAGGUGGUGAUUUAGGGAAUGUUUAUUUAUGUCAGAUAAGAAACCCAGCAGUGGGGGCCCCACCAUGUUUUUAUGCCAUGAAAGUGGUUGAUAGAGAAGCUUUAGCAAUAAGGAAGAAAUUAAUGAGGGCAGAGAUUGAAAAAGAGAUAUUAGGGAUGCUUGAUCAUCCAUUUUUGCCUACUUUAUAUGCUGAUUUUGAUGCUUCUCAUUAUUCUUGUCUGGUUAUGGAGUUUUGUUCUGGUGGUGAUUUGUAUGCCCUUCGAUUAAGGCAACCCAAUAGGAGGUUUCAUAUCUCUUCUGCUAAGUUUUACGCCGCGGAGACGCUUUUAGCCUUGGAGUAUUUACACAUGAUGGGAAUCAUAUACCGGGAUCUUAAGCCAGAGAAUGUACUUGUAAGAGAAGAUGGCCACAUUAUGCUUUCUGAUUUUGAUCUUUCACUAAAAUGUGACGUGGUCCCUAAAUUGCUUAAACAAAAAGUGAUGCCAACUUCAAUUCACAAGAACAAUAAUAAUGUUAGGUGUUCCACCCCUUCUUGCGUUACUCCUAUACAACCCGUCCUUUCUUGUUUUUCCAAUAACAAGAGAAGGAACAAAUCAUCCCCUACGAACACCACCACCAUAAGGCAAAAAGCCAAUGGUGAUCGCAUCAAUAGCGACGACGAUGAUCAUGAUCAAGAUCAUGAUGGUGAUGGUGAUGGUGGUGGUAAUCGAGCGUUCUUUGACACGGAACUAGUGGCGGAGCCUAUUAAUGCUCGGUCCAAGUCGUUCGUUGGGACCCACGAGUACUUGGCUCCGGAGGUAAUCUCAGGGCUCGGUCAUGGAAGUGCGGUGGACUGGUGGACUUUUGGGGUGUUUCUUUAUGAAAUGUUAUAUGGAAGAACACCCUUUAAAGGUGAAAAUAAUGAGAAAACAUUAAUGAAUAUUUUGAAGCAACCCGUAAUGUUUCCUAGGAUGAGCCUAGGUAGUGCAAAAGAGUAUGAAGAAUUGAUGAAAGUUCAAGACCUAAUUUGUAAGCUUUUAGUGAAAAACCCUAAGAAAAGGAUUGGAAGCCUUAAGGGUUCAAAUGAGAUCAAAAGGCAUGAUUUCUUUAAGGGUAUUAAUUGGGCAUUAAUUAGGUCUGUUAAACCACCUUUGGUGCCUAAAGAACUACACAAUAACAAAAUAAGGAAAUCUACUACUACUAAUAGUACUAAUUGUAGUAGUAGCUAUCAAAGAAGCCUUAAUAUGCCCAAACCACUAACCAAGAAGGAAAGGGAACAACCAUUUCAAAUCCCUCAUCAUCAUUUUGAUUACUUUUGAAGCCUUACUUUUAUUUUUUCUUUAUUAAUUGUAAAUAAUUAGCUUAAUUAAUUAUAGCUUUAUUUAUAAUUAUAACUAGCUAGGGUUAAUAUUGUCUUAAUUUAUACUUCUAGAAGAGAUUUCUUAAGUUUUGGUGGAUUAAUUAAUUAGUAGCUCUAUCACUACAUAUACCAUUUCUAUCAUCAUAUGUAUUAUGUAUAAUCACUAAUCAAAUAGCUUGAGAGAGAACCUUUCAAUAAAUCUCUCAUUAGUUUUGC
Amaranthus tricolor (Joseph's coat) is the source of this 1969-nucleotide messenger RNA. Its product is annotated as protein kinase PINOID 2. The transcript is spliced from 2 exons. Gene Ontology annotation, biological process: protein phosphorylation. Lineage: Eukaryota; Viridiplantae; Streptophyta; Magnoliopsida; Caryophyllales; Amaranthaceae. Gene Ontology annotation, cellular component: cytoplasm; plasma membrane; nucleus. Gene Ontology annotation, molecular function: ATP binding; protein serine/threonine kinase activity. The record is from RefSeq and is a predicted model, not a curated record. Bases 135 to 1712 code for a protein of 525 amino acids.